Molecule: messenger RNA, 1611 nt
Organism: Fonsecaea erecta
Lineage: Eukaryota; Fungi; Ascomycota; Eurotiomycetes; Chaetothyriales; Herpotrichiellaceae
Exons: 8
Coding region: 1-1611 (536 amino acids)
Molecular function (GO): heme binding; iron ion binding; oxidoreductase activity, acting on paired donors, with incorporation or reduction of molecular oxygen
Source: RefSeq, a predicted model, not a curated record
AUGUCCACAAUGCUCAAGUCGUGUCUGGUGUAUCCAGAGACCUCAAUUACCGUAGGACUUGGAUAUGGUUGUGUCCUCAUUCUGACGACAGUCCUAGGGAUCUUCUGGACUUACCAUAACAAGGGUUUCUGGACAUCAUCCUCCGCCAAUGCGAAAUGGAUUGCCAGUCCAAAGGGGAAACCGUUUACUGGAAACCUUCAUGAACUCAGAACUAAUGGCGCAGCCAGUUGCGAGGCCUGGUAUUCCCUGUAUAAAAGAUACGGACCCGCUUUCGAAAUGACUGUCCCAUUCUUUCGCAUGCACAUAAUCAACCACCCCACUUAUCUUGAGCAUAUCCAGAAAUUCAACAGCAAAAACUACGUGCGCGGCAGAUUCGCUCGGAACAUGUUUGGGCCCCUUCAUAGAGGUGGUAUAUUUGUUGCAGACGGCUUGGAAUGGCAAACGCAGCGUAAAGCAGCCUCGCGUGCAUUCAGCAAGCGUAACUUCGAGACUCACAUCACACAAUCUGUUCAUUAUUGGCUGGAUAUUCUUCUAAGUCUACUGUCUAACUUGGCCAAAGAGGAAAGAGAGUUUGACUUCCAGGAACUUAUGGGCCGUCUUAUGUUCUGCCUCUUUCUACGGAUUGCAUUUCAUGAGGAUAGACUUGCUUGGGGUAUCAUGUCAGAUGAUCCCAAGUGCCUGGAAUCGAAACCAGAUUACGUCGAGGCCUUCGACCAGGCUACCCAUUUAUUUGACCGAAGGAGACGCGAUCCACUAUGGAGGGUAACCGAGAAACUCUCCGGCGAAGACGCUAUUACGAAGAAAGCCGUGGAUCUCUUCUAUAAACAGAUUGAUCAGCUGAUCGAGAAGCGUCUCAAUCUAAUGGAGAAUGGCUAUAAGCCUAAUCCAGACGACGGAGUGGACCUUCUCGACCUAUUCUUACAGUCGACAAGUGAUGUAUAUACUCUUGGUGGAAUGGUAUUUUCAUUUCUAUCAGCUGGCCGGGAUACAACGACAUAUAAUGUUUCAUGGUUUAUGAAGGAAAUUCACCACAGAAAAAACCAACAUCUAAACGCGUUGAUGAAAAUUCGAGCUGAGGCAGAUAAUCUUGGCUUCGCUGAUAGCUACCUUGGCUAUACUGAUACGCCGAGACUGCGUUUUACAAAUGCUAUGUGGGACGAGUGCACUCGACUGAACACAGUAUCACCGGCGGGCCAAUUGGAAGCGGCUGAGGACGAUAUUCUACCCGCUGUGCCCGAGUUAAAAAUGCCUCCUCGUCGAAUUAAGAAAGGUGAUGUUGUCAGCUAUCAGAACUAUGUUAUGGCACGCAUGCCAGAAAUCUGGGGAGAGAAUGCGGCCGUCUUCAACCCAUAUCGAUGGCUUAAGGAUAAUGGCGAAAGCAUCUCAUACAGCCCAUUCAAAUAUCACGCUUGGAAUGCUGGGCCGCGCAGCUGUCUGGGACGUCUACUCGCCACUUACGAGGGUAUUACGAUUACAGUUGCGAUCCUCCAGCGCUUCGAUAUAAUCCUAUCGGAUGAUAAUAGGACGUAUGAGCCGCUGGCUGCUCUGAACAUGGGCAUUCGAGGUGGCCUUCCCAUGCGAGUGAGGGAAAGAAAGGACUCUAAAGCUUAG